This is a messenger RNA of Eublepharis macularius, 1833 nucleotides long. RefSeq names its product vomeronasal type-2 receptor 26-like. Gene Ontology annotation, biological process: G protein-coupled receptor signaling pathway. The coding region runs from base 1 to 1833 and encodes 610 amino acids. Gene Ontology annotation, cellular component: membrane. Gene Ontology annotation, molecular function: G protein-coupled receptor activity. The record is from RefSeq and is a predicted model, not a curated record. The transcript is spliced from 5 exons. NCBI's taxonomy places the organism in Eukaryota, Metazoa, Chordata, Lepidosauria, Squamata, Eublepharidae.
AUGACCAAGACAGAAAAAGAGGAGCCCACGACAACAGAAGGUUUUGCCUUCUUGAUGACAGGGUUCAAUGUGUCACUACAAGUCCUGGUGUUGCUGCUGCUGCCUCAGACUGAAUGCAAGCGGAGUCCUGUCAUAUGUACCAUGAAUGAUCCCCUCCAGACACAAUUCCAGUAUUAUCAGCCUGGGGACCUCAUUGUUGGUGGAAUCACUUCUCAGUAUCUCUCCAUGUCUGAGCCAGUGACCUUUGAGGAGUACCCCAAAACAAAGAUAGUUGAUGAGCCUAUUGCAAUGACAAAGAACUACCAGCAUGUCCUGUCCUUGGCAUUUGCUGUGAAAGAGAUCAAUGAGAAUCCCAAAAUCUUGCCCAACCUCACCUUGGGGUUCCACAUCUAUGACAGCCACUUUGAUGCAAAGAUAACUUAUCAGAACACCUUGAACCUCCUCUUUAGUCAGAAUAAGACUGUCCCCAACUAUGAAUGUGACACAAAGAGGAAUCCAGUAGCUGUCAUUGGGGGACUUGGUUCUGAAACCUCUCUCCACAUAGCCUCUGUUUUAGGCAUGUACAAGAUCCCGCAGCUUCACGCUUUUUUGAGGAGACUCUCGUUUAACAAUAAUGUCGGGGACAAGAUGUCUUUUGAUGAGAAUGGUGAAGUAGCAGCUGGAUUUGAUAUUGUAAACUGGAUUACGUUCCCCAACAAGUCCUUCUUAAGAGUGAAGGUAGGAAGAAUGGAUCCUGAAGCUCCAAAAAACAAAGAGUUUUCCAUUAAUGAGACCAUCAUUACUUGGAACCACCAAUUUAAGCAGACUGUGCCCCGUGCUGUGUGCAAUGACAACUGCCAUCCAGGCUACAGCAAAGAAAGGAAAGAGGGCAAGCCGUUUUGUUGCUAUGAUUGUGUUAAAUGUCCCAAAGGGAAGAUAACAAACCACAAAGAUAUGAAUGCUUGUUUCCAAUGCCCAGAGGAUCAGUUUUCAAACAAGGACCAAAAUGGAUGCCUCCCAAAGGGUCUCAACUUCCUCUCUUAUGAUGGGCCUUUGGGGGCCAGUUUAGCUCUUUUGGCUCUGUUUUUUUCUCUGACCACAGCUGUGGUCCUUGGAAUAUUCAUCAAGCACCGGAACAGUCCUAUUGUCAAGGCCAACAAUCGGAACCUCUCCUACUCUCUUCUUGUUGCCCUCUUGCUCUGCUUCUUCUGCUCAUUACUAUUCAUUGGUCAGCCUCAACGGCUCACUUGCUUUCUACGUCAAACUGCUUUUGGCAUCGUCUUCUCAGUGGCUGUUUCUUCUGUGUUGGCCAAAACUAUCACAGUGGUCCUGGCUUUCAUGGCCACUAAACCAGGAUCCAAGAUGAGGAAAUGGGUUGGGAAAAGAGUUGCAAAUUCUGUGGUUCUCUGCUGCUCCUUCACUCAAGCAGGUAUUUGCUUGGCAUGGCUAUGCACUGCCCCUCCCUUCCCAAAUGUUGACAUGCAGUCUUUGGCUGAAGAAAUCAUAGUGGAAUGCAAUGAAGGGUCAGCCCAGAUGUUUUAUUAUGUUCUGGGCUACAUGGGAUUUCUGGCUCUUGUCAGCUUUAUUAUGGCUUUUUUGGCAAGGAAACUGCCCGACACUUUUAAUGAGGCCAAAUUUAUCACUUUCAGCAUGUUGGUAUUUUGCAGUGUGUGGGUUUCUUUUGUUCCAACUUACCUAAGCACUAAAGGAAAAUACAUGGUAGCCGUGGAGAUCUUCUCCAUCUUGGCCUCCAGUGCUGGCUUAUUGGGUUGUAUCUUUUCCCCAAAAUGUUACAUAAUUAUCCUAAGGCCAGAACUCAAUAAUAAGGAGCAGCUAAUAAGGCGCAAUUACUAA